AUGUCGAAGAUUGCGUCCACCUUCUCGCGCCUUGUGCGCUUCGUCCCCAAAUCCAACCCCUCGAAGAUCCUGAUCGGAGAGCCGGUUGACCCCCAGGUUGAUGUCGGCCUGGCCCUCUACCAAGGCAAGGAGGUCACCGUGCGGCCCUUUUCGGGCUCCUCGGUGCUCAGCCCUGGCCAGAAGACGGAAGCCGUCGAGACCAUUGAGCGGGUGCUCUCUCCUUUAUCGCAGGCGGAAGUUGGCACUAUCCGCUGUGUUGGAUUAAACUAUGUCUCUCACGCAGCCGAAAUGGCCCUCCCAAUCCCCGACGUGCCGACGCUGUUCCUGAAGCCGUCAACCGCCCUGGCGGACCCCUUCCCGGCCCCGACGGUGCUGCCUAAGAUCACCCAGGUGGACAACACAGGCGACUACGAGUCGGAGAUGGCGAUCGUGAUCGGACAGGACGCCAAGGACGUCAGCGAGGCCGAGGCGCUCGAGUACGUGCUCGGCUUCACGGCGGCCAACGAUGUCUCCAGCCGGACGUCGCAGAUGAACCAGAGCCAGUGGUGUUUCUCCAAGGGGUUCGAUACCUCGUGCCCCAUCGGCCCUGCUCUCGUCUCGACCGCCCACUUCGCCGAUGCCUCCAAGUUCCAGAUCCGUGGCCUCAAGAACGGCCGCGUCAUGCAGGACUGCCCGCUGACCGACCUCAUCUUCAGCGUCCCCAAGCUGGUCUCCUUCCUCAGCCAGGGCACCACCCUGCCCGCCGGAACCAUCAUCCUCACCGGUACCCCGCCGGGCGUCGGCGCCGCCAAGAAGCCCCAGGAGUACCUCAAGGCCGGCGACGAGUUUGCCGUCGAGCUGCUUCCCCACGUCGGCACUUUGAUCACCAAGUUCGAGAACAACUAG
This is a messenger RNA of Penicilliopsis zonata CBS 506.65, 885 nucleotides long. RefSeq lists its product as hypothetical. NCBI's taxonomy places the organism in Eukaryota, Fungi, Ascomycota, Eurotiomycetes, Eurotiales, Aspergillaceae. The record is from RefSeq and is a predicted model, not a curated record. The transcript is spliced from 3 exons. Bases 1 to 885 code for a protein of 294 amino acids. Gene Ontology annotation, molecular function: acetylpyruvate hydrolase activity.